AUAUGUGUUCCGGGUUUGCUCAGAGAGCACAGCGAUAAAAACAAUUGUAGGUCUUUUUUUCCUUCAUUUUAAUGGUCAGGGCCUUUUUGAAAAAUAGAGCCUUUCAUCAUUUCUUAUAGAGGACGUCUGUAAGAAUGAAUUUCUUCAGAGGAGUGAUAACAGGCCAGGCUGCCGGGCCACAACCAACAGGAGCGGAGACGAUCCAGAAGUUGUGUGACCGGGUUGCCUCUUCAACACUUUUAGAAGAUCGCAGAGAUGCUGUUCGGGCUCUUAAGUCCCUCUCUAAGAAAUAUCGCAUGGAAGUGGGCACACAAGCAAUGGACCACUUGAUUAACAUCUUGCAGACAGACAGGUCUGACUCAGAAAUCCUUGGAUAUGCUUUGGACACACUCUACAACAUUAUCUGCAAUGAUGAGGAAGAAGAACAAGAUGAAUCAGAAGAUGAGAAUGCUCAGAAGCAGGCAGAUGACCUCGGAGCCCAGUUUACAGAGAAGCUCAUCCAGGACCCUGAACACAUAACCCUACUGCUCACCCUGUUGGAGGAGUUCGACUUCCAUGUCCGCUGGCCUGCAGUGAAGUUACUGACUGCCCUCCUGAAGAACCAGGGUGUUCAGGUGCAGGGUAUCAUCCUCGUCAGCCCAAUGGGUGUUUCCAGAUUGAUGGACUUGUUGGCAGACUCUAGAGAAGUCAUUCGCAACGAUGGUUUGCUGUUGCUUCAGCAGCUGACCAAAGGCAACGCAGCCAUUCAGAAAAUCGUGGCGUUUGAGAACGCAUUUGAGCGCCUCCUUGACAUCAUCACAGAAGAGGGCAGCAGUGAUGGAGGCAUUGUGGUGGAGGACUGUUUGCUGCUGCUGCUCAACCUGUUGAAGAACAACAGCUCCAACCAGAACUUCUUCAAAGAGGGCUCCUACAUCCAGAGAAUGAAGCCUUGGUUUGAGGUCGGCGACGAUAACUCCGGCUGGUCAGCUCAGAAAGUCACUAACCUUCACCUCAUGCUGCAGCUGGUGCGAGUGAUGGUGUCACCUGUAAACUCACCUGGAGCCACAGCCAACUGUCAGAAGUGCAUGUUCCAGUGUGAUCUGUUGCAGCAGCUGUGCACCAUCCUCAUGGCCACCGGAGUGCCUGCUGACAUCCUCACUGAGACCAUAAACACUGUUUCCGAAGUUAUCAGAGGCUCACAGGUCAACCAGGACUACUUUGCUUCAGUCAACGCUCCUUCAAAUCCACCAAGACCAGCUAUUGUGGUGCUGCUUAUGUCCAUGGUGAAUGAGAGGCAACCAUUUGUGCUUCGCUGUGCGGUCCUUUACUGCUUCCAAUGUUUCCUUUACAAAAACCAGAAAGGCCAGGGGGAGAUAGUGGCUACGCUGCUACCCUCCACGAUUGACGCUAAUUCCAUCUCAGCAGGUCAGCUGCUGUGUGGAGGCCUGUUCUCAGCAGACUCUCUCUCCAACUGGUGUGCCGCUGUGGCCCUGGCUCACGCCCUGCAGGACAACCUCACUCAGAAGGAGCAGCUGCUGAGGGUUCAACUUGCCACCAGUCUGGGCAAGCCCCCCGUCUCUCUGCUGCAGCAGUGCACCAACAUCCUCUCACAGGGUGAUAAGAUCGUCCGGCGGGGCAGUAAAGUCCAGACCAGAGUGGGCCUCCUCAUGCUGCUGUGCACUUGGAUCAGCAACUGCCCGAUUGCCGUCACUCACUUCCUCCACAAUCAGGACAAUGUUCCCUUUCUGACUGCUCAGAUCUCAGAGAACCUGGGGGAAGACGAGCGGCUUGUGCAGGGCCUUUGUGCCCUGCUGCUCGGUAUCUGCAUCUUUUAUAAUGACAACUCACUUGAAAACUACACCAAGGAGAAACUAAAGCAGCUCAUCGAGAAACGCAUCGGAAAGGAAAACUUUGUAGAAAAGCUGGGCUUCAUCACCAAACACGAGCUGUAUUCACGGGCAGCCCUGAAACCGCAGCCCGUCUUCCCAUCUCCAGAGCAGAUGCUUUUCGACCACGAGUUCACCAAACUAGUUAAAGAACUGGAGGGUGUGAUAACCAAAGCAGUUCACAAGUCCAGUGAGGAGGAGAAGAAGGAAGAGGAGGUGAAGAAAACAUUAGAGCAACAUGACAACAUUAUAACUCAGUACAAAGAGCUGAUCAGAGAACAGGAUGCUCAGAUCCAGGAGCUGAAAGAGCAGAUGACCACUAUGAACACUCAGAACGAACAGAUGCAAGCUACCAUCACCCAGCAGCUCUCUCAGAUCCAGCAGCACAAAGACCAGUACAACAUCCUGAAACUAAAAUUAGGUGGGUUCUCUGCUACAGUACCUGCCAACAGGUGUGGGUCCUGUCCCCCAGGGAAGGAGAACCAGAGUCUGUCCAGUAGCCAGGGAGAAAGCUCUCAGGUGAACGGGCUGCAGACAGAGGAGCUGUCUCAGCUCAGAGAGGAGCUGGAGGAGCUCCGCAAGCAGCACGCUCUUCUUCAGACACAACUCGGUGACAAGGACGCACUGAUCGACAGCCUGAAAUCUUCAGCGCAGACAGAAAGUCCAGCAGGAGGAUCAGACAACACAGAGCUGCUCCAGGAACUGGAUGCUUUAAAGAGUCAGAUUCAGUCCCAGUUGGCAGAAAUCAACCAGUUGAAGGUGGAGAGACAGGAACUGCUAAGAAAAGCUGAAGCUGUGUCCUCGGACACGGCGCCCACUAGUGACGGCACGUCCGAUGCCACCAAAGCAGAUCUGGAGAGCAGACUCAUAGCUCAGACGUCUGAAACAGAGAAGCUCAAGGAAAGCCGGGCAGAGCUGGAGCAGCAGCUGGCGUCGGCCACCAGCUCAGUGGCCAUCCUGCAGACGGAGAAGACAAAACUUCAAAGUGAGCUGCAGGAGUCCAAGAAGGAGCAGGAUGACUUGCUGAUGCUGCUGGCAGACCAGGACCAGAAAAUCACCGCCCUCAAACAGAAACUUAAAGACCUGGGAGAGAUGGUGGAAGAUGAAGACGACAUUGAUGCCAGGGACCAGACGUCUGAGGAGGACGAUGAAGACGAGGACUAGAAACACUAAAGAGAAGAACUGAUGUCAGUUUGUCUCCCAGGAGGCUAGAAAAGACUCACCUGAGAAACUGAAGAAGAGAACUAAUAUAUAGAAACAGUUUCUCCUCCCUGCUGCCAUGCUGUGUUAAUUUUUAUUUUUAUUUUUUAUUUUUUUUGUCACAUCUCACGCAGAUAUUUCAUUUUUUCGGUGAACUUGUCAGUGCAUUCAUCUCCAUGUUUUUCAUCAGUUUGACCAGUUUCCUGUUUAUUGCAAUGUUCUGUUAUGCUGUUUCUAAUCAGACAGAAGACCCUGUACAUUUUUUUUACGCACAAUUUAUCUGGAAAAAAAAAAUCAGGAGAUUUAAAAAGCAUUUCUAAACGGAUCGUUGUCCUGUUGAGCUCUUUAAGCCCUUUCCCUGCACUGCUGAUGGCACCUGUAGGCCCAUCUGCAACGUGUCGGUCACCGUUUCUGCACCCUGAAUUUGUCUGCCUUCAUGUUUAGCGACAUCUACAGUAUUUAACACUCUGUUUUGUUUCGCUUUGACGGCUCAACCAGACUGCUCUGCAAUAUGCUGCAAAAAAAAAAAAAAAAAAACUGACAGGAAAACACGAAAAGAUGUAUUUUUGCAACUUUUUGGUCCUGGACUGGCAUUCAGCUUCUGUAUGAUAUAACUUAUCAAUUUAAGAGCCAACUUGAAAUGAGUAAAGAAUCUAUCUGUAUGCCAUGUGGAGGAAAAUUUGUAGAUAAAUUAAAUUUUACUAAAUCCACAA
Molecule: messenger RNA, 3778 nt
Organism: Austrofundulus limnaeus
Lineage: Eukaryota; Metazoa; Chordata; Actinopteri; Cyprinodontiformes; Rivulidae
Gene: uso1
Product: USO1 vesicle transport factor
Exons: 26
Coding region: 135-3029 (964 amino acids)
Biological process (GO): intracellular protein transport; vesicle fusion with Golgi apparatus; endoplasmic reticulum to Golgi vesicle-mediated transport
Cellular component (GO): Golgi stack; ER to Golgi transport vesicle membrane; cytoplasm
Molecular function (GO): protein binding
Source: RefSeq, a predicted model, not a curated record